Messenger RNA from Rhincodon typus (whale shark), 945 nucleotides. RefSeq names its product LON peptidase N-terminal domain and RING finger protein 1-like. NCBI's taxonomy places the organism in Eukaryota, Metazoa, Chordata, Chondrichthyes, Orectolobiformes, Rhincodontidae. The transcript has 6 exons. The coding region runs from base 19 to 945 and encodes 308 amino acids. The record is from RefSeq and is a predicted model, not a curated record.
GGCGCUUUCUGCGUGUAAAUGGAGCCGGUCCCGGGGCGUAUGCUGAGCUGCCCGCUCUGCCUCCGCCUACUCCGGGAGCCGGUCACCGCCGCCUGCGGGCACUCGCUGUGCCGCCGGUGUGUGAGCCGGAGCCGGGGCUGCCCGGUUUGCCUGGAGCCGCUGGGGGACGGGCUGCAAGGGAACCGGGUGAACGUGCUGGCCGGCGGGUUACUGCACAAGUGGUUCCCCGAGGAAGGGCAGCCGAAUCCGGUCACCGAGUCCGGUAAAGGACCGAUCUCACAGUCCCAGCCGAAUCUGUCACUGGAGGCAACAGAGUGUUUGCAGAAAGCACAAGUGCCUUUAACGUGGAAUGACUCCAGUGAGAAGUAUCUGAUAUUUCAACCAAUGGCGAGAGAGGCAACAAGCAAGCUUUCUGAAGAAAGAAUACACAUCUCGGGUUCUGAUGAGGAUAAUGUCCCAUAUUCCUUCCACUGCCUUCAGUCUGUGCCUCCUGAUCUCCUCAGCAUCUCAGACUUUGAGUGCUCAGUCUGUGCAAGGUUAUUGUUUGAGCCAGUCACCACCCCUUGUGGUCAUACCUUCUGCAAGAAAUGUGUCGAGCGAUGUUUGGAUUACAGACCGUGCUGCCCUCUGUGCAAGGAGGAUCUGAGAAAGUUCCUGCAGCAGAGGCAGUAUCGGGUCACCCAGCUCCUUGACUCUCUCAUCAGUGUGUAUUUCCCCACGGAAUUCGCAGAGAGGAAACGGCUAAGUGAAAUCGAAAUGGCGGAACUGUCCAAUUUGACGAAUGACAUUCCAAUUUUUGUCUGCACAAUGGCAUUCCCGGGAAUCUCCUGCCGAUUGCACAUCUUUGAGCCCCGCUACAGACUGAUGAUGCGACGAUGCCUGGAGACAGGAACUAAAACAUUUGGAAUGUGCAUAUAUGAUCGUGGAAAAAUGUGCGUGCAGUGA